AUGGGAGGUGGAUGUACAUGUCAAAGCUCAAGUCGUGACAGAAUUAAAAUUCAAAAAGUUGGGAAUUUUAUGAUAAGUAUUUAUGGUAUUUUCUAUAUAGAAAAUAAAACAGUCGGAAAAGGCUGCAAACGAACACUUGCAUGGGAAACUUCAUGCACCCCUGAAGAAGUUCAAAAGAAAAUUGAGGAGUUUUGGGAUACGAGAGUGACUGGAGAUCCUGUUGGCUGAAUAACAUUGAAAAUGGCUUGUGAUGAGCCUGAUGCUAAUGCAGCGCAGCAGAUAAUUCAAUCUGCUGGGAUGAAUUUGUUUGAAGGGUCACUGUCAAUUACAUUUGAUGCGCUUGGAAAUCGGUAUGAUCUCCCUCCUUUUGUAAUCAACCCACCUGUGAAAUAUGGGUUAGGUUAGGCUAUUAAAGUAAGGCGUUUGCCAUAAAAGUGACACAGUCACCAAAGAUCUCUCAUUCGGGAGGCUCAACCACUUUUCGACUCCAGCCCAGAGGUUCUUUACCCCAAAGUGGAUGCCACUUCCAGUACCUUAUGUCUCCUCCUUUCCUUGAGGCUUCAGUCUUGUGUGCUUAUGGAUUUCUUCAGCCCAGCUACAGGCUAUUGAAGAGGCUUGAUUCCAAGGAUCAAAUCCUUGAAGUCUGUCGGAUGCAGAAGUGCCUUCUUUCGAUAGCUACAGGAAAAAGUCUACUGUGGCCUGAACGGAAACCCUCAGCUUCCCGGUAGAGGAAUGUCCAUGGGUCCUCGGAUCUAAAGGACGCUAUUGAGUACCUCCAUUUCCAACCACAGGAAAGCUGCCAAAACUACCCGGAUGCACAUCUCUCGAGCCUGCACUUAAUUCUCGACUCAGAGUCCGUCACAGUUCGCCAUAGCCAUAAGGUCUGUCCUGUUGCGCCAAGAGGGCAGGUUGGCACGCGUCGCCAUUUUUAAUGUAUAUCCUCUGCGGAAUAUGGGACACCUAAAUCUUCACAAUUGAUUUUAGCUGGAAAUGAAGUAUGAGAACUUUCAUUGAGGUGCCCAAAAUUUGAUAAAGAUUUAGUAGCGACUGUAAAUUCUUCUGACAAAGUAGAGAGUCUUAAAAGUUUCUUUGCGGACACCCAUAAAAUUGAGCUAAAGGCUGUAAGGAUGUUUUAUAAUGGAAAAGAGCUUAAGAAUGGAGAUUUAUUAUGCAAUUAUAAGCUUCAAAAUAAAAGUGUCCUGAAUGUUUUUUUGCCAGCUCUAGUGCAAAAUGAAGGGUAA
This is a messenger RNA of Blepharisma stoltei, 1241 nucleotides long. NCBI's taxonomy places the organism in Eukaryota, Ciliophora, Heterotrichea, Heterotrichida, Blepharismidae. The record is from the annotation of a GenBank genome assembly.